This is a messenger RNA of Arabidopsis lyrata subsp. lyrata, 2375 nucleotides long. RefSeq names its product CDPK-related kinase 2. Gene Ontology annotation, cellular component: nucleus; cytoplasm. The record is from RefSeq and is a predicted model, not a curated record. Gene Ontology annotation, molecular function: ATP binding; calcium/calmodulin-dependent protein kinase activity; calcium-dependent protein serine/threonine kinase activity. The transcript is spliced from 10 exons. The coding region runs from base 283 to 2085 and encodes 600 amino acids. Lineage: Eukaryota; Viridiplantae; Streptophyta; Magnoliopsida; Brassicales; Brassicaceae. Gene Ontology annotation, biological process: protein autophosphorylation; intracellular signal transduction; peptidyl-serine phosphorylation.
AAAGUAGAAAGACGUGGCAAAAAGCAAACUAAAUUUCCACCAAUCCACAUCUAAUCUAACCUUCUUCAUCAGAUGGAAGCAACUUCACACCCGCAGAUUCUGCCAUGUGGCUUCUCUCUCUUCUACAGCUCACUUCUCUCUCUCUCUAACUAAAUUGAAACCAAACCAGAGUGCUUCAAUGUCAUUGCUGUGAUUCUCUUUAAGUCCAGACAUAACUCCCAUAUCUUCUUCAUCUUCUUCUGUCCCUUUUUUAGAAGAAGAAGAAGAAGAAGAAGAAGGACUAUGGGAGGAUGUACUUCCAAACCCUCCUCCUCCGUCAAACCUAAUCCUUACGCACCCAAAGACGCGGUUCUUCCAAAUGACGAUUCUACCCCUGCCCAUCCCGGGAAUUCACCGGUUCCUUCUUCUCCCGCCGUAAAGGCUUCUCCUUUUUUCCCAUUUUACACGCCUAGUCCCGCUCGGCACCGCCGUAACAAGAGCCGUGACGGAGGAGGAGGGGUAGAGAGUAAGAGCGUUACCAGCACUCCGCUCCGUCAGCUCGCGCGUGCUUUCCACCCUCCGUCACCGGCGAAACAUAUAAGGGAUGUUCUGCGGCGGAGGAAGGAGAAGAAGGAGGCUGCUCUGCCGGCGACGAGGCAGCAGACGGAGGAGGAGGAGAGGGAAGAGGUAGGGCUGGAUAAAAGAUUUGGGUUCUCAAAGGAGUUACAGAGUAGGAUUGAGCUAGGGGAAGAGAUUGGGCGAGGGCAUUUUGGGUACACUUGCUCUGCUAAGUUCAAGAAAGGAGAGCUCAAAGAUCACGAGGUUGCUGUUAAAGUCAUCCCAAAAUCUAAGAUGACAUCUGCAAUAUCUAUAGAGGAUGUGAGAAGAGAAGUGAAAAUACUACGGGUGUUAUCUGGACAUCAAAAUUUGGUACAAUUCUAUGAUGCGUUCGAGGACAAUGCCAACGUUUACAUCGUUAUGGAGUUAUGUGGAGGUGGUGAACUACUUGACAGGAUACUAGCAAGGGGAGGAAAAUACUCUGAAGAUGAUGCAAAAGCAGUGCUUAUACAGAUCCUUAACGUUGUAGCUUUCUGUCAUCUCCAAGGAGUUGUUCAUCGAGAUCUAAAACCAGAGAACUUCUUGUACACUUCCAAGGAGGAAAAUUCUCUGUUGAAAGUCAUAGAUUUUGGCUUAUCGGAUUUUGUCAGACCAGACGAAAGAUUAAAUGACAUAGUGGGAAGUGCAUAUUACGUAGCCCCUGAAGUUCUACACAGAUCUUAUACCACGGAAGCGGAUGUAUGGAGCAUAGGAGUAAUAGCAUACAUUCUCCUAUGUGGAAGCCGUCCUUUUUGGGCAAGAACUGAAUCAGGAAUUUUCAGAGCAGUUCUAAAAGCUGAUCCGAGUUUUGAUGAACCUCCUUGGCCUUCGUUAUCCUUUGAGGCAAAAGAUUUUGUUAAGAGAUUAUUGUACAAGGACCCUCGGAAAAGAAUGACGGCCUCUCAAGCUUUGAUGCAUCCUUGGAUUGCGGGUUAUAAGAAAAUAGAUAUCCCAUUUGAUAUUCUGAUCUUCAAGCAGAUCAAAGCAUACUUGAGAUCUUCGUCUUUGCGCAAAGCUGCUUUGAUGGCUCUGUCCAAGACAUUAAUUACCGAUGAACUUCUUUAUCUGAAAGCGCAGUUUGCACUCUUAGCACCCAACAAUAAUGGCCUCAUCACUUUAGAUAGCAUCAGACUGGCACUUGCUACAAAUGCAACAGAAGCAAUGAAGGAAUCACGGAUCCCGGACUUUCUUGCGUUGUUAAAUGGACUUCAAUACAAAGGGAUGGAUUUUGAAGAGUUUUGUGCAGCUUCCAUUAGCGUUCAUCAGCAUGAGUCUCUUGAUUGUUGGGAGCAGAGCAUUCGUCAUGCUUAUGAGCUAUUUGAAAUGAAUGGAAACCGAGUUAUCGUCAUCGAAGAACUCGCUUCCGAACUUGGUGUUGGAUCAUCGAUCCCGGUCCAUACCAUUCUACAUGACUGGAUAAGACACACAGAUGGGAAGCUGAGUUUCUUGGGUUUUGUCAAACUGUUGCACGGUGUCUCUACUAGACAACCAUUAGCGAAAACACGAUGAAGAAAGUAACUCGGUAAUUGAUUUGAAAGGGGAAGAACAUACAACUGCAAAUGGAUGGAUGUCAAGAACUUUAUUGAUUCUUGGAGUGGGAUUGGGUAUUGGAAUUGUUUUCAGGACCCAUUCCUAUGUUUAUAGUUUUAGAAAAAGAAUGCUAAGUUCCGACAAAGAAAGAGUAUCCAGAAAAAACGGACAGGCCUGGAGAGUUGUAUAAUAAGAUGAUAAUCCAUAGUGAUGAUGUUCUUCCAAAUUAUGGAAAGACAGAUAUUAAGAACAUCCCUUUAGCUUUUCAA